GUAUUACGUGGUAAACUAGGACUACUAGGACUGUAAAGGCGGUUCGUUUCCCGCUGUUUUUUCAGUAUCGUUACGAUCAAGUGGUUUGAGAAGUUACACAAGUUUCACAAGUCAGUGAUAAACGAAGGAAAAAUGUUAAAAUUCGUAAAAUUGUCUGAUAAAGCGUUUGCACCAGUAAAGGGAUCACAAUAUGCUGCUGGGUUCGAUUUAAGAAGUGCCUAUGAAUACAUUGUGCCUGGACAUGGUAAAGCACUCGUCAAAACAGAUUUGCAAAUUGAAGUUCCUGACAGCACAUACGGAAGAAUAGCACCACGUUCAGGAUUGGCAUGGAAACAUCAUAUUGAUGUAGGCGCAGGUGUUAUUGACGCCGAUUAUCGCGAGGAAAAUGUAUGGAAGCUCUGUCAAGAUGUAACGACCAGACAUGGAUCGGAAUUACAGCAUUGCUAUGUUGCUUUCGUGAGCAACUCCUGGCGUAGCGUACCGCUUUGGCGACAACGUGCAGGAAAGGACGAGGAUAAGCUCGUAGUUUGGGACUUCCACGUAAUCCUUAUCUACGCACCCGACGAAAGGGCGGUUGUUUACGAUUUAGAUAGCGCGUUGCCGUUUCCGACGCAUUUCUGGAAAUACGCGAUGGAAACGUUUAGAUCGGACGAGGUUCUACAGCCAGAACAUCACAGAAGAUUCAGAGUGAUCCCAGCCAAUGUGUACUUGCGAGAAUUUGCAUCGGAUCGACAUCAUAUGAAACGCGAGGAUGGAACAUGGAUCAAGACGCCACCGGAUUAUCCACCAAUUUCAACAUCAACGUGCAAGGACAACUUGGAUUCCUUUAUUAACAUGGAUCCAGGGACCGGGUUUGGGGUUGUAUUGACUUUAGACCAAUUAUUCGACCGAUUUCAUAGGCCGAAUGCGAUCCCAACGGCUCCUCGUACACCUCAUCCGCAACCUACACCGACUUAAGUAAACUGCUAAGUAAGUUCCGCAAGGAUAACGAUUGUCUGCUUCGAUUUCCAAUUGUCAACAAAUGAAUUGUAUGGCCUAAGGGAAUUGGUUAAGUGCAUGUACCUUUAUGAACCGAAAUUGGGUUAAUAUUCGAUGAUAACAUUUAUCUAAGCAUUAUUCAUCGUUCAAAAUCACAGCUAUAUCUCUGUGAAUGAUAAACCGAUCAUUUUAUUUCUAUCAACAUUCUUAAUUCGCUAUAUAACCUUUAACACUAUCCCUGUUUAUAUGUGUCUCACGCAUUUUUUUACUCCUACCUAUUAAUUCGAAUUUAAAUAUAAGGUGUUCCAUGCGACGCACAGGAUUUCUUUAAGUGCCGUUGGUCGAGCGUUACAAAUAUUACACAGUGUGAAACACCCGUAUAAAACCGUAUAUUUAAGAUUUUAAGUAUAUAUAAUGGAUAUUCGUGUGGAUCCAUAAAUGGAUCGUACAAUUGGAACUUAUUAAUUCUACAAACAAUUUGAUUUGAAAAUUCAGCAUGAUUAUUUCUCGAUUUAAUAAUAAUGAUGAAAACCUCUUCUUAUUUCAAUGUUAUCUCAUUUAACAAAACCGUAUAAGCUACAUGAUGUAAUAUGUAAAUUAUUAAAUAUUGAAAACGGUGAAAACCAUAAAUUUACAUAAAGAUACUAA
Molecule: messenger RNA, 1626 nt
Organism: Bombus impatiens (common eastern bumble bee)
Lineage: Eukaryota; Metazoa; Arthropoda; Insecta; Hymenoptera; Apidae
Product: protein N-terminal glutamine amidohydrolase
Exons: 5
Coding region: 133-957 (274 amino acids)
Cellular component (GO): nucleus; cytosol
Molecular function (GO): protein-N-terminal asparagine amidohydrolase activity; protein-N-terminal glutamine amidohydrolase activity
Source: RefSeq, a predicted model, not a curated record